Messenger RNA from Oncorhynchus masou masou (cherry salmon), 6379 nucleotides. RefSeq names its product transcriptional activator MN1-like. Gene Ontology annotation, biological process: regulation of DNA-templated transcription. The record is from RefSeq and is a predicted model, not a curated record. The transcript has 2 exons. Bases 1072 to 4881 code for a protein of 1269 amino acids. NCBI's taxonomy places the organism in Eukaryota, Metazoa, Chordata, Actinopteri, Salmoniformes, Salmonidae.
CGCGUUGAUCUCACACAGCGCCAAGCGCCGGACUAGAGUGUGAUCUAUCUGUGAAUCGCUCCCAGCUGGAAUAGACCAAACCAGAGUCAGGAGCAGAAGGAGUGCGUUAUAUAGUGUGAGAGAGUGAGGGAAAGAGCCAAUAGAGGUUCCGCGCCUUAUGCGUGCUUGGAGGGCACAUGACCAGGACCAGUUGGACUAUGUUGUCAAGCCGCGAGUAGUGCGUGCCGGAAGCUCGGGGACACGGUGGCGCAAAAGCGACUUUCCUGAUAGCCUCAUGACUGGGCUGUAUUUUCCCUCCGGACUUUGUCUCAGACUUUAAAUGGUAGAAUUGUUAAUAGUGCAGUUAUAAGACAUUUCACCCAGAACUGUGGGAAAUUGUUUCUUUUGAUUUUACAACAACGACCAAUUAGAAUUGUACUUGUGCAGGUUGCUGGUGGAUUUCUCAAGAAAGGGAUCUUGAAAGGACACUCCAAACUGUGCGUCCUAUGACAUUUCACAACAGCUGGAGUAAUGAAGUUGACGAAGAAAAUUGUUAUGUGUUUAUUUAAAUGUUUAUACGCCUUGUGAUUUCUGUCAUAAAUUAGAUAACGGGUUUGAUCAAGUUUGCAAAGAAGAAAUUUGCUCAGAAAUUUUGGAAUAUGAUAUUAUAUCGAAGUCACAUUGCAAGUGAAAGAUAUUUUGUAUUAUUUGUAAACUAAUGGAAACCAAACGCCUGUAGAAAUACACGGGAACAAGCAAGGACAGACUUGUAGCCUAUGUACGUGCUUCGUUGGACAUACGUGUAGUGUUCUCUGCCUUUUAUUUUCCUCGCAACACUUUAGGUGCAAAUUGGAUUUUGGAAAACACAAUGAGUAUUCAUUGGGUGAGUGAAUAGAUUUAAGAUCCAUUGUCUAAUUUUUAAAUCAGAACUUUUUAGAUAUCAAAAUAGCCCAUCUGGCCUAUUGAGGCAUUUCUCAUCUCUUUUCGUUUUUGUCCUCUUUUUUUGUGUGGAGAGGAAGGAAAACUGAGGCUAACGAUAGACUGCCUAUACCAGCUGAGCUGGCUGUCAUGCGGGAUUGAUAGCGGGGAAGUAUGUUUGGGCUGGAGCAGUUUGGUUCUCAGAUUAAUAGCAGAAACCCUGGCCAGUCAGAGAGAAACAUAAACCAGCCAAGACUGAACAUGAGCUCCCAUUACAAAAGCCCUGGCUUUCAUGCAGGAGGCCCGCCUGGUGCAGUGGAGCCGGGCAUGGGCCCUCUGAACGAGCCUCCGAUGCUUGGGCUCAAUAUGAACAUGAACGGUGAGCAGUAUGGUGGCUUUCAUCCCAGGGGCCACUCAGACAUGCAUGCAGGCAGCGGACUCCAGCAGCAACAGCAGCAGCAAGGACCAAUGCAUGGAUUUUUUAACAACCAGCAACCUCACCAAGGCCAUCCCCAUGGCCACCAGUCUCACCCUCAUCAACACCAUCCUCAUUUCAGUGGGAACUUUGGAGGCCCAGACCCAGCCUCAUCCUGCCUGCAUGGUGGCAGGCUGAUGGGCUAUAACAACAGCGGCAUGGGGCCCCAGCAGGGCUUUGGAGAGGGGUUUGACCCCCUUGCGGAGGGCCAGGCAGGGGACAGCUUCUCCCAGCAGCAGCAGCAACAGCAGCAAAGAUCCAGUAACAUGCCUGAGUUCCAGCACCACGGCCCCCCAAGCGGCAACCACGCUGUCCCUGCCCCCUGUCUACCCUUGGACCAGUCACCUAACCGGGCAGCAUCCUUCCAUGGUCUGCCCUCCUCCUCCUCUUCCUCCUCGGAGACCCAUGGUCUGGAGCCUCGACGGAUGCCCAAUCAGGGUGCUGUGGAGGGAUUAGAGUAUAAUUUCCCCAGCGAGCCCCCAACUGGACAUUUUGAUGUACCUGUAUUUUCUCCAUCAGAAUCAGACUCUCAGCUGCCCCACUUUGGGCCAGGAAGGCCGGUGGCUGGUGGCAGUUUCCCUGGAAACCCUGCCAUGGCUCGGACACCGGGUAUACAGGGCCUCUCCAAAGGGCACCAGCAGCCUCCCCCACAGCCCCAGCAGCCUCAGCCUCCCCCACAGCAUGGAGUGUUUUUUGAACGCUUUGGGAAUGGCCGUAAGAUGCCAGUGGGGAUGGACCCGGGGGUCAGUGCCAGACACACUCUCAUGCAGCAGCAGCAGCAGCAGCAGGCUGGUUUGAUAGCACGACAGAACUCAUGCCCCCCAGGCCUCCCCCGGCCUCCCCAGUCUGAGUCGGGCUCCACCAACACCAACAUGCUGGAUGGUGGCGUCAUGAUGCCUGGCCAACACAACCAGUUUGAGUAUCCUAUUCACAGACUGGAAAAUAGGGGCCAGCACCCCUAUGGGGACCCCAUGUUUAAUAUGCAACAGCCGGCUCCCCCUCCUCCCGCCCAACAGCCUCCGAAUCAGAGGCUGCAACACUUUGACAGUCCUUAUAUGAACAUGGCAAAAAGGCCCAGAUUUGAGUUCCCUAACACACAGGGAGGGGAGAAUUGUGGCACGUGGGGCAGUGGCAUGCACAAUGCACAGGGCAUGGAGAACCAUCUCUCUCCCUCGGCCUACCCUGGCCUUCCUGGUGAGUUCACCCCACCUGUGACAGAUGGUUUCCCCCCGGGUCCACUCCAGCAUGCCGGGCCUGAGCAGCAGUCUCUGCAACAGCGGCAGAACGCGGCCAUGAUGAUCAAGCAGAUGGCCUCUCGGAACCAGCAGCAGAGGAUGAGGCAGCCCAGCCUGCAGCAGCUAGGUCACCACGGCGAUGUGCCUCCGGGCCCCAUGGUUCAUGGAGGCCCAGUGGGGAGCAUGCCUCAGCCCAACUUUGACAGGGAGAAUGGAGGCAGGAUGCCAAACUUUGAGGGUCAGAACCCUCAUAUAACUCAGGAGAACUGGUUCCCCGGGUCCCACCCACCAGGAGAGAUCAUGUCACGGCGUAUGGGGGGAACGGGCGGGGAGGCUGGGGCCCACGACAUGGGGCUGCAGCAGAACGGAGCUGGUAUGAUGUUCAGGCCAGGCAUGAAUGGGAUGGGCAUGCAGGAGCCAAUGAGGAUACCUGGAGAUGGGCAUGUACAGGCCCUCCACUCCCCUCGUAUGCACCCCCAGUUUGGCAACAACAUGGGCAACCUCUCCCAGAUGCAGUCCCCCGGAGCUGGAGUAGGACACCCCAACGCACCAUCAGAUAGGCGGCCAGCUGACUUCCCCGCCGGGCCAUCCAUGGGAGCUCAACCAACGUUUCCUUACGGAGGGACAAACCGUCAAGGGCCACCACAUAGCAAUCCCCAGGGGGUGAACACCUCACCAGGGAGCUACCCUACUCCAUCUGAGUUCCCCCCAGGCCAGCGGUCCUCUGUCAGUAAGCUUGGGGCACUCUCCCUGGGGAACUUUAGCAAAACCAGCACUAAAGACAAUGUUUUCGGGCAGAGCUGCCUGGCAGCCCUUUCCACAGCCUGCCAGAACAUGAUAGCUAGCCUAGGGGCCCCCAACCUAAACGUAACAUUCAACAAGAAGAACCAAAAUGAGGGCAAGCGAAAACUGAGUCAGACGGAGCAGGACAUUAAUAGCAGCACAGUUAACGGGACUGGCAGUGCUGGUCCUGAGUAUUUUCAGAGCGGCACUUCCCAGAACAGCCAGAUGCCUGGCACUGGGAAUAGCAACAUAAAGCCUGCAGGUCAAAACCAGACGCUGCAGGGGGAAGCCAGUGCCCUCUCCCCAAAUUACAACAUGGACGCUACCCCAUGCAGUGAGGGGAAAGCAGCAACAGGGAACGGGAGAGGGAGAGGGAGGAGAAAAAGGGACAGCGGGCAUGUGAGCCCUGGGAUCUUUUUUUCCUCUGACAGCGGAAACCCUGUUGUAAGUCCAGGCCAGCAACCCCCUUCAGCUGGCGUUGGGGAGAGGGGUGGGGGUACGCCCCAUGAGAAACCCCUCCCAUCCCCCUCCUGGGGAAAGGGAGAUGACCAGAUGCUGGGGGACCAGGCAGACCUGAUGUCUUCUCUGGACAGUGGCAUUCAGAGUGUCACCAAAUCUAACAGUAGCUCACCGCACGUGGACCUUGCUGACGAUGUCAGCACCCACUACGUCAAUGAGGAUGAGGUGUCCUCUAGCUCAGAUGCAGGAGGUGCUCCUGUCACCAAGCCCAACCGCAGUCCGCACAUCACCGUCUCACCCAAGCUGCAGAGGGGGGAACAUGGCCUGAUGAAUGGGCAGAAGCCCCUAGGCAUGCAGGGCAUUACCAAUCACACUACCUCUACACCCGACAGCUAUGGACUGAGUGCUGGUGGGGGCACGGUGGGAAACGGAGUCGGUCACCCAGGCACACCUGGGAUGGAGCAGGUACGCACCCCAUCCAGCACCUCUGGCCAGGAAGACAUCCACCCUCUGGAGAUACUGCAGGCCCAGAUCCAGCUGCAGCGGCAGCAGUUCAGCAUCUCAGAGGACCAGCCCCUGGCCAUGAAGAAUGGUAAAAAGAGUGGCGACUGUCCCUCACAGAACGAAGACAAUGAGCUGGCGAGCUGCAGCCCGGAUGCUGGGAAGGGCUCAAUGGGCACUAUUGACCUUGACACUCUAAUGGCAGAGCAGCACGCCACCUGGUAUGUGCCCAGCGACAAGGCCAUGAUGGAUGGGCCAGAGGAUGACAAGGCCAUGGCACCCUGGGAAAAGACUAAGAGCCAGAAUAACAGCAAAGAAGAGUCGGAGCUGUCUCAGAGUAAGGCUGGAGUAGGGGUGGGGGCCCAGGGGCCCGUAGGGGGCAAUGGGGGGAGCCACCUGCAGUGCCUGUCCGUACACUGCACAGAUGAGCUCGGGGACAGUAAGGGCCGAGGGGGGCCCGUCUCCUCCUGGCGCUCCCUGCACUCCGACAUCUCCAACCGCUUUGGGACCUUUGUGGCGGCCCUGACCUGAACACAACCAGGCCAGGAGAUGGAGGGAACAUCGGAUGAAGAGAGAGAGAGAGAGAGAGAGAGAGAGAGGGGGAGGGAGGGAGAGUCAGAGUCAGUAGCAGAUGACAACUAUGAAGACAGCAAUGAUGAUGACGACAUAAAGGUGUUGAUGAUGAGGCCACUGCAUCGGCUCUCGCCUGCUCUCGCCUGUUCAGGGAGAGAAAGACAUAUACACACCCAUACACACUUGUACACACACAUCAACACAUACACACUCAUGCUCGCACAUACACACUCAUGCUCGCAUACACACUCACACACAAAAACAAUCUUGGAUACACACUCACUCAUGCAUCGCUGGACUAUACAGCUUGGGCUCUAGUCAGUGGUGACCACAUCUGGAAAACCACAAAUCAAUCUAUUUUUAUUUUAUUUUAUUUUUAAGAAAAAAGGAGAAAUGUCAAUGGAGGAAAAGAAAAAACUAAAACUGAAGAAACAAUAAGACAAAAAUGACCUUGGCUGUAUUGGAAUACCAGUGUUGAAUCUCUGUUUGGUUAUAUUCUCUAAAUAAAAAUAGCCUCUUAAUAUUUGGGACCUUUGUGAUCAUCCUCACCACUAGAGCUGUCCCCUGUACCUUUACCCCCUAGCCAUGGUUCUCUCUGCAGCCUGGAGAUGGUACUACGCACUAUGCCUGCCCCCAGACUAGCGUAUAGAUCACUGAGCCCAGGCCUCAGUCUCGCAGAGCCACCCUGACCCAUACUGACCCGUUGAGGGACUCUGGUGGUCUUUGUCAGCCAGAAUAUGGAGGAUGUGUGAACCAGCCCUUCCUCUAUCCCAUGGCUCUCAUGUGUAUAGAGAGAGGAGAGCAGCCCUGUCACCAGGACCUCUCCCCUCCAACCAAACCUCAGGCCUGGGAAGCCCAUUGUCAGCCAGAGACACAGGAACCUGAUGAGAUUUUGGCCCUUUGAGACACCAUACCUCACAGCCUCAGCAGGCUACCCUCCUCAAAUCAAAUCAAAAUCCUGGUUCAAUAGAACUGACCUGAACCCUGAUGCAGGGGAGUUAGAUGGAGAGAUAAAUGGUUUGUUUUUGGGUUGGAAAAGGUAUCAGCAAAAAGGGAUUUCUUUAUACAUAUUCCUCUCUUUCACUUCCUUCCUCUUGUAUUGAGCUUGGGCUCCAACACAGGUAUACAAUACAGCCAGUGGAAAUAGUAGGGGAUGUCAAAGAACAAUUUAAUAAGGGAAUUGGAAGAAAAAAAAUAUUGGUAUUGCACAUGUAAAAUAAGAGAACAUUUGCUGUGUGUUAGGCAAUCUUGUAAUCUUUAAAUAAAGCUUCUGUUGGAUUUGAAUUUCUGAAACAAUAGAUGGAGGACUGUGACGGCAACGUGCGAACUGUUUCUUUUUUGUUUUCUUUUUUUAAUAAUAUGUAAAGUGCAGUCGUCUGUUUUCCUGCAUAUUGUAAAUAUCUGUAUAUGUUUUAUUGAGGAACUAAAUAACAAUAAAUAUGACGUUAAUGGUGAA